GCUUCAUUCAGGAAUAUACAGACAUUCCACCGAAGUGCUUCGUAACGGUAUUGCCAUGACAACCAGAACGUGCCUUUCCUUCUCAUCUCGUACCCCGCGCGCUCGUUCUAUUUUUACUGGCUACUUGUCGAUGUGCUAUGCAUAAAUAAACCUGACGCUUAUGCUAGCGCACAGUAGUUAGUCUGCUACUUUUGUGUCUACUAUCAAAUGCUAGCUUAUCGGAAGCCCGUUCCUGUUAGAAUAAUGAAUUGAAUGAUACUGACAUCUUUGUUAGUUUACCUGACAGGCUACCUGGUAAUUGCCGAGACUAACUCCGUUUUGAAACGGAAUUACGCGACGCCACGCUCUGCGUUUUUGCUAAAGCAUGUUUUAUGUGCGAUUAGCGCUGCUAUAGAGUGUAUUUUUAAAUGGGUAAUGUAAGCUAAACCUGUCGCACUGCGAAGCCUCAAUAUUGUUUUGAUACUCGGAACAACAGAAAGGGGGUGUGGGAUGCGCACCGCAGGACGCAUGCUCGCUGCUCUUCAUCCGGGUACCUGCCGUUGACUGUGGGUACGGAGGCGGGAAAUGGCGUCCAGAGGUGCGGGGAGGACAGAGGUGAACCUCGUCUGAAGAGGCACGCAAAAAACAGCAAGUGUCAGCAGCCCUGAAAACGACAGUGAUACUGCGACUCGUUCCCCGGAGAUUCGUCCAUCUUACAUGUGACUCCUAACAAAAUGAAGCUGAGAAUGCGCAAGGCUUCUCAGCAGCCGAACCUCGCCCGCAGGCCCAGCCCGGCCCGGACCAAGCGGAAGCACGCUGAGAUGGAGGAGUGUCCAGAUGAUAGCAAGGGCCUUCUGUCCAGCAUCAAGAAGUUCAUCCAUGGAAGUUCCAUAAAGGUGGAGUCGGACAACCCAGCAAAGAGGAAUCGCCUGAGCUGCGAGCUGAUAACCUCUACUCCACAGAGGAAAAAUGACCUGCAGAGGAAAAGCAUUUACAGGGCCCGCAGAAAAAGCUUUGUCAAUGGAGAAACCACAAACCAUGACACGAGUAAGCCUGUCAAGCCUAACGGGAAGUUGGAGGACUCUGAGGAGGUUGUGAGCAGUCCACCCCGCACCACCCUACUUGGAACCAUCUUCUCUCCUGUCUUCAAUUUCUUCUCACCAGCAAAUAAAAAUGCCUCAGAUUCCCCAGGUCAGGUGGUGGAGGCAGAAGAGAUUGUGAAACAACUAGAAAUGGAGCAAGUAGAAGAGUUGCCCACCAGUACUGCCACAUCUAAAGAGCCACUAAGUGUUCCUCUCUACACCAGUGCCAUGCCCUCGGCCUUUAGACCUCCACCAUCCAUUCAUACACCUGCAGAGGAGAGUGUAAACACCCCCCACUCUGACCUGCCGCCUCUUACAGCUCCUGGCUCUCCUGCAACAGGGGGUUAUGUGGACGCCUCUCUUACUGUCCCGGCUGAAGGAUCAUAUGAAGAGGAGUGGGAAGUGUUUGACCCGUAUUUUUUCAUCAAACAUGUACCUCCACUAACAGAAGAGCAGCUAACUCGCAAACCUGCGCUCCCUCUGAAGACUCGGAGCACACCUGAGUUCUCCCUGGUGCUUGACCUGGAUGAAACCCUUGUCCAUUGUAGCUUGAAUGAGCUGGAUGAUGCAGCACUAACCUUUCCUGUACUCUUCCAAGAUGUCAUAUACCAGGUUUAUGUGCGAUUGAGGCCAUUUUUCAGAGAGUUCCUUGAACGCAUGUCACAGAUUUAUGAGAUCAUUCUCUUCACUGCCUCUAAGAAAGUUUAUGCAGACAAGUUGCUGAACAUUCUCGAUCCGAGGAAACAGCUGGUGCGGCACCGACUAUUUCGUGAGCACUGUGUGUGUGUGCAAGGAAACUACAUUAAGGAUCUGAAUAUCCUUGGACGGGAUCUGUCCAAGACUAUAAUUAUUGAUAACUCACCACAAGCCUUUGCUUAUCAGCUUUCCAAUGGGAUUCCAAUUGAAAGCUGGUUUAUGGACAAGAAUGACAGUGAACUUCUGAAGCUGGUACCUUUCUUGGAGAAACUGGUGGAAUUGAAUGAGGAUGUGCGGCCACAUGUCCGUGAACGGUUUCGGCUUCAUGACCUCCUUCCCCCUGACUGAGUGGACAUAGUGGGACGGGACAGUAACAAAGACAACAAAUGCAGAUAUACAUUUUGCAUUAUAAGAUCAUUGCCAUUUAAUCUUGAAAUUACCUUUCUUUUAAUUUCUUUUUUUUUAUUUAUUCCCCACAUUUUUUUUUUUUCCUUUUUGAAAACAUCAAAACAAAAAUCCCUUUUCGGCGCUUUUUGCCAUUUGUUCAGUCAGAGGGGUUUUGAAGUUUCUAGUGUGGUCUCUUCAGUUGUUUCAUCCAGUACAAAGUGAAUGUGUAGCAGUCAGAAGAGAAGAGGAUCAUGUUGUCUUUUGGUGCUCCAAUGGGAUUGGUUGACACUGUUGGGCUUUUGACCAAUUUCAUAAGGAAUGGCCAGUAAGAAAAUUUUACUGUCUGACAGAAGUUAGAUGCUUGAGUGAAUGUUUUUUUUUUUUUCUAUGCUAAGUUUAAUUUUUCAUCGAUGUUUUCAGUAUGCAUUCCUCCCCAUCUGUACACAUUGAUCGGUGUUUACUUCAGAUCUUGUUCUCUCCACUCCUGGCUUGUUUUGUUUGCCAAAAUGUCUUCAUUUCUCAAAGAAUCUUCUAGAUAGCUUAUAGUUAAUUUUCACAGUACAGUGGAAUUACUUUUUUCCCUUAAAUAUAUGGCGUGAUUGAGAAUGGUUUAAACCAAAGUGAUGUCUGUUUUAUAGAGAAAGAUUUGCAGCGACUAAGUUCUUAAAUUAAGAUGUUUACCGGUGAAGCAGAUGUCUGCAACUUCCAGAUAUUUAUUUACCUUUCAAGAGCCAACAACAUAUUAAUUAGUAGCAUCUCAAUGAUGUUUUGUCUGCCACUGUUUUUUUUUUUAAUAAAAAAAAAAUACUGUUUUGCUUCAUAUUUACUCUAUUUUUUUAUAUUUUACUUUUUUAAGUCCUUUUAAAGAGCUGUCACCGUUAAGUAUUAGUGUUAAUUACGUGGAGUUAAUGUAGCAUUUGCUCAGAGCUAAUCUGUUCUAACUUAACUGCAAAGGAGAGGAUAAAGGGCUGGAGCCUGGUAGAGCCCUGUUUAUAGCACCAGCAUAACAAUAGUCUCAUCGCUGUGGUUUAAACCUGCCUGCGUGACGUUCUGGGUGAGGGGGAAGUGUAGCUCUGUCAAGAGGUAUAUUGUGACGUAAGCUAGAUGAAUGAGUGUGCAUCACAGUCUGAGAGUUUGCUGAUCACAGAGCAAAAACAAUUUUCAUCAUUUCUUUCUUCUCAUAUUGCCUUUUCAGUUGUAAAGCUAAAGAUGAUGCUUCAAAUCGAGUAAUACAGAGUAAGAGUUGAAACUACAGUAGUGCCAUUCAGGGUGCGUGAAGCAGGGCCAGGCUAGUUGUAUCUCCUUCUCUCUUUUUCUGCUCUGUCCUGUUUGUUUUGGGAACGAACUUGUUCACUUUCUACAUGUCGUUGGUGCCAUUUAUGCUGUUUGUGUUUACAGUGUGCCGUUUUCUGAUAAAUGGGUCAUCCUUAGUAAUAGACAAUCACUGAUGUAAUCAUCAUUAUGUCUAAAUUGGAUUGUGGCCCUGUCCUAGUGUUUGUUCUUUUUAACUUUUUAAUUUUUAACUUUUUUUUUUUUUUUUUUUUUUUUUUAGUCCUUUUUAAAAACAAACAAAAAAAAACAUCUUGUAUGCAGUAAAGUUAAAUUUAGUGGGGUUUUUAAAAAUAUUUUUUAAUUGCAAGGUGUUUGUAGUGUAACUCUAAGUAUCCUGUGGUACUUCCCAAUUGAAAGAGAAGAGGAAGGACACAAAGAAAAUUGUGAUCCCAAGGAUCCUGCUCUACUGACAGUUUUUUUGUUUGUUUGUUUUUUCUGUUUGACUGAGUCCACAAGCACAGUAUUUCUCUCAUAUAAUGACUGAUUCAGCAAUGGUUGCAUAUUCAUAUUGAACAUGGUUAAACAUAGUGUUACAUAGUAAGUAGCAUUUUAUUAGUGAAGUAUUCCUUUUCCUUACAUUAAUUACACAACAAUUGAAUGAUGCUAAACUGAAUGGCAUCCCUUAGUCCAGAUUGAUGUUGGGAGAUGGGUUGCAACUACCGUUAGGCCCUGGCACUUUCUUACAAAGAAAAUAUUUUGUAUGAUUGUCAAAGAGCAGUAGUGUAUUAAAUGUAAAAAAAAAAAAAAAAAUAACAAAAAAACAAAAACAUGAUGCAGAGGUUUGUUUCAUAUGUACAACAUGUUCAUUGUAAUGUGCAUUACUUCUGUACAAAGCAUAUUGUACUAAAAACAUGCAGCUUCAUGAAAAGAAACGUUAAAGGAAAUCUUUUUGUAUUUUUGAUUACUUGUAUUCCAAAAGGCAUGUCAUAUCUAUUUUUUCAAAUGUAUUCAUUUUCAAAUGUAUUAAUGCAGAAGUUGUCAUCCGUUUUUUGUUUUUCUCCUUUGUAUUUUGUAUGUAGUUGGCACAAUCACUGAACAUUCUCCGCAUGUAAAAAGCCUGUUAUGUGAGAGUUGGGGUUUUAAUCGAGGCACUUUUUUUGCAGAUGAAUGUUUCAGGUUUGUUUUCUUUUAUACUCCAUAUUCAAAAGCCAUAUGGCUUGCGAUUGUCCUUGAGCUGCAUUGGGGAAACAUUCUAGGUCUAAAUGUCAUUUCCUGAAACGUGUUAUUUAAGAUUGUUCAUAUAAUGGAAAUUAAGUCUGGAAAAUUGCAUGCUCUUUUAUUUUAAUGUUAGCUUAUGUCAGAACAACAUGUUAGAUACUUAAGAAUGGAUGGUUGUAUUUCAUGUCUUUUUCUGCUACUUCAUUUUACCAUCAAAUGGUGUGUAAUAUCAAGGAGAUUUUAUGAAUAUGAUUAUGACUUGUAUCAAUUUUGUGUGAUGCCGUCAGCAUAACAUGACAUCUUAUUGAUGCAAUUUGAUGCAACCUCACAAAAGUGAACUGAAAGCCUUAAUGUCACUUAGAGCAAGUUAAGGUUAAUGCACAUAAAAGGAGUUAAGAUCAAAUUUUACCUAUACGUUUUGUAUAUGUUUCAGGGUUCCCACGGUCAUGGAACCAGAAAAUUGUGAUUUCCAGGCCUGUAACAGUCAUGGAAAUUAAUAAAAUUUUCAAGUCAUGA
This is a messenger RNA of Puntigrus tetrazona (Sumatra barb), 5150 nucleotides long. RefSeq names its product CTD (carboxy-terminal domain, RNA polymerase II, polypeptide A) small phosphatase like 2b (gene ctdspl2b). The record is from RefSeq and is a predicted model, not a curated record. Gene Ontology annotation, molecular function: phosphoprotein phosphatase activity. Lineage: Eukaryota; Metazoa; Chordata; Actinopteri; Cypriniformes; Cyprinidae. Bases 714 to 2105 code for a protein of 463 amino acids. The transcript is spliced from 13 exons.